Messenger RNA from Owenia fusiformis, 700 nucleotides. Lineage: Eukaryota; Metazoa; Annelida; Polychaeta; Sabellida; Oweniidae. The record is from the annotation of a GenBank genome assembly.
CGAUGCCAAUCGGAAAAUUUCGAGUUCCAGCUAACAUUAAAACCAUAAAAAAUGGAGACUUCAUAGAGACAAUUUCCACACCAAAAUUAGUUUUAAUGAAAAUAUGCGAUGGGAUGUUCUCAGCCGUCAAUAAAGAUGGGGUCGACAUCCGAAAUUACCAAAUAUGGCCAAUCACAGGCAUAUCAAAUGUAUGCAAUGCCUAUGGGACGAGUGCGGGAAUAUUUCUAACUCAUAAUCGUAUGGCUAGACUCAUCGACAAUUUGCCUCACGUCACGGCAAAAUUUGAGGAGAUUGAAGCCAAGAAAAAAACGACUGAUGUAACAGAGUGGGACAUUUUACUUGGGGGAAACUUUCGUCUCAAUGUCCAUCCUAAAUUUCGAAGAGUCAACAUACGAGGUAAGGUUUUUAAAUGAUUUGUAACUGAUCAUGGAAUGUUAAAAUAAAAAAAAAUAAAAUGAAAAAUUAAAAGAAUCAAAAAGAAAAAUUGAAGUUGUCAAUAUUAUUGUAUCCAUUUAUCAUAUUUUAAAGGUUAUCACAUCAAUAAUUACUCUGACGAUCCGCGAAAACAUUUGCCUGAUCGGUACGGUAUCGUGAUGAUGCGUCAAGUCUUUGAGAUGUUUGUGGACAACCUCAUAAAAUAUGGCCUCGUUCAACCUACCGAACCUCAUUGUAUAAUAACGGGUCAUGCAGAAAAAAGUGA